Molecule: messenger RNA, 1600 nt
Organism: Topomyia yanbarensis
Lineage: Eukaryota; Metazoa; Arthropoda; Insecta; Diptera; Culicidae
Exons: 2
Coding region: 1-1167 (388 amino acids)
Source: RefSeq, a predicted model, not a curated record
AUGGGCAGUCCUCUAUCGCCGAUUCUUGCCGACAUCGUAUUAGACAGCAUCAUAGAUACUACAGUUAAAACAUUCAGUUUCACAAUUCCAGUCUUAGGCAAAUAUGUCGAUGAUCUGUUUCUCGCUAUUCCGAAGGACAAAGCCCAAAUUGUUUUGGAACAGUUCAAUAAACAGGAAGAACACCUACAAUUCACCGCAGAAAUAGAACAGAACAGCCGCCUACCCUAUCUUGACAUGGUAGUUGUUCGUAAGGCAGAUCAAUCACUCAGAACAGAAUGGUAUUCCAAACCCAUAUCAUCCGGCCGUUUACUCAACUUCCACUCAUUCCACCAGCUCAGAUACAAAAUCAACGUAGCAAACAACUACAUUCAUCGAGUGUAUGCUUUGUCAACAAAUCACGACCGAGAAACACUAAAAGGAAUUAUUUUCCAAAACCUACACGCAAACGACUAUCCCAAAACUCUCAUUAACAACCUCUUGCAACAGUAUUUUAAAAAACAGCGAAGGAGCACCCAACCAGCACAUCGGGUGUUGGCGGACUCACCACCUGCAACAUUAGCCCCGCCAGACAGUGAUCCAGGAACCACACUAAACACUACCUACCGAUCCAUAAUCAGCAUUCACGGACUGACACAACGCAUCAUCAGCAUUUUCAAGCAUGACUACAGCUCUUUAAGAUUAGCCAGCAGACAAAUACACACCGUAGGAUCACUUCACAGCAAAGUUAAAGACCCGAUUCAUACCAUGCAGCAACAUAAUGUGGUCUACAAGAUUCCCUGUUAUAGCUGCCCAGGUGUGUAUAUUGGUAUGACAAAGAACUUGUUAAAAAGUAGAUUAUCCGGCCAUAAGUCCAACGUAAACAAACUCGAUAAUUUGAUACAAGAUCAGACCACCACAACAGAUAGCCGAGUGGCCUCUCUCGGAGCACAAACAGCUUUAAUAGAACAUUGUAUGCAAUACCAGCAUAGGUUCGCAUUUGAGAAGACCACGAUAGUAGAUCGCACAUUCCGCUCAUCGUCUCUCCCAUAUUUAGAAAUGUGUCACAUUACUAAUACACCCCAUACCGUCAACAGUCGCUCAGAUGUAGACAAUCUUAGCGUCAUAUACGCAGCUAUAUUACACACCACAAAGAAUUAUUUCGCCCGCAAAAAGUCCACUCCACCAUAAGCUCUAUUUGAAACAAUUCCACACCAGCACUGAAACAUUUCACUUUCUACACAGAACUAUAUUUCACCCAUUUUGUACGUCUGCUCUAAACAAGAUCGAUCAUAGCCAAAGAAUAUUUAACCAAAUGUGUAAAUUCAUCGUUAUUGCAGUAAGUCCAGAUUCAGUUUAAAUAGUUAGUCAAAGUUUGUGUGUAGCUCGUUAAAUUUAUUGUGUAUUAUUUGUAGCGUUUGUGCCAGAAGCAAAAUCCCCAUAUAUUGACCAUACACUUACAUGUCAGUGAUAUUAACGAGGAACGAUAAUCAGUUUUUUCUCCCCUGAAGAAGGCGCAAACAAGGCGUCGAAACGUUGGGAUUUAAAAGCAAACAAAUCGUUUUAAUCCACUAAGGACUGUAAAAAAGCCGUUCAAAUUUCUAGAUAACAAUAAUCCAGUCGA